This is a messenger RNA of Anastrepha ludens (Mexican fruit fly), 856 nucleotides long. RefSeq names its product apolipoprotein D-like. The record is from RefSeq and is a predicted model, not a curated record. Bases 83 to 646 code for a protein of 187 amino acids. The transcript has 5 exons. Gene Ontology annotation, molecular function: pigment binding. Lineage: Eukaryota; Metazoa; Arthropoda; Insecta; Diptera; Tephritidae.
AAUUCUUACCACGCCUAUAAAAAGAGUAGUCAGUGUGAGCAAAACAUUAGUUUCAACCAGUAAACUACACAAAGUAGACAGCAUGCAGAAGACAAUUCUUGCAAUCAUCGCAUUGGCCCUCUUCGGUUUCGCUAAUGCGCAAGUCAAAUUUGAUGGUGCCUGCCCAACCAAUGUGCGGGUACAAAGUAAUUUCAACGUGUCGGCUUAUAUGGGGAUUUGGUACGAAUAUUCCAAGUAUCCCGCUUUCUUUGAGGCUAAUCGUAGGUGUAUACAAGGGCAAUUAACGUUGAGGAGGGACGGUGGAGUGGACGUGGUGAAUAGCGGGAUUAAUACGAUUACCAACAAACCCAGUUCCACUGCCGGUUCUGCCGUGGUCGUUGAGAAUGCUAAGCUGAAGGUUACCUUCCCGCAAAGCGCUCCCUCUAAUGUCACCUCCAACUACUGGGUUUUGUCUACCGAUUACGAUAAUUACAGUGUUGUUUACUCCUGCAAGCCAUCUGACGCCAACUCACAUAGCACCAUCGCUUGGAUCUUAACCCGCACACGGGCACCCUGUGCCGAAGUUAUUUCGAAAGCUAAAAGUGUUUUGACUGAAAACGGCGUUUCUUUGAGUGAAUUGGUUGUAACGGAUCAAAGCAAUUGCUAAGCAGCAGUUCCGAAUAUUUGCUCCCAUAAGCUGAAAACCCCUAACUGAAGGAACGAGCUUUAAAUUGUGAAUAAGUGGCGUAUUCAAUUUAAAAUCUCUCUGCCAGUUAACUUAAAUAAAUUGUGUAUGCCAAAUAAAAGUAAUUGGCACGCAUUGUAUAAUAUUUCUUAUAGUAUCAAAUAAAACAUUCCCUGAUAUUUUCAACAUAAA